AAAUUAACUUAUAUAACAUGCUCAUUUCCAAAAUUUCCCAUCUUUUACCGAAAAAUUCCUGGAUAAAUUCUUUUUAGACCACCAUAAAAUCACGAUUCUGUUUUGACUUUUACGACAGCAAACCCAUGAUUGGAAGUUGAAAAAGAAAUUGGUUGUGAGCUGUGUGAAAAGGGAAAAUGGAGGAAAUUGAGCACAAGUACAUCGGAGUGAACGGUCUGACCCUCCACGUGGCGGAAACCGGGAGCGAGUCAUCGCCGGCGGUGGUGUUCCUGCACGGAUUCCCCGAGAUAUGGUACUCGUGGCGCCACCAGAUGAUCGCCGUCGCCGGAGCGGGGUUCAGAGCCAUCGCGCCCGAUCACCGAGGAUACGGGUUGUCCGAUCCGCCGCCCCAACCCGGGAAAGCCACUUUCUCUGAUUUCAUUUCCGAUCUCCUUGCACUGCUUGAUGCUCUUGCCCUGUCCAAGGUUUGCUUGAUCGGUAAAGAUUUUGGAGCUCGAAUAGUUUACUUAUUUUCACUGUUUCAUCCUGAGAGAGUAUCCGGAAUAAUUACACUGGGAGUGCCUUUUGUGCCUCCAAAUCGUCCUACAAAUCUUAAGCCUAUUGACAAGCAUUCCUACAUCUCAAGGUGGCAAGAGCCAGGAAGGGCUGAGGCUGAUUUCAGCCGUUUUAACUGUAAGACUGUGGUGAAGAAUAUUUACAUUCUCUUCUCACGAGAUAAAGUGCCGACAGCUAAUGAGAACCAGGAGAUAAUGGAUAUUGCGGACCCAUUGGCUCCUUUGCCCUAUUGGUUUACCAAGCAAGAUCUUGAAAUUUAUGCUUCGCUGUAUGAGAAAUCCGGAUUUCAAACUGCAUUGCAAGUUCCGUAUAGAUCACUUCAUGAAGAGUUCGACAUUAUGAAUUUGAGGGUUGAAGUACCGGCAUUGGUAAUUACGGGUGGGAAGGAUUACUCGUUGAAAUUUCCGGGAAUCGAGGAUUACAUUAAAAGUGGUCGGUCGAAGGUGUACGUGCCAAACUAUGAGAUGGAAUACUUGCCUGAAGGUUCUCAUUUUAUGCAGGAACAAUUCCCGGACAAAGUGAAUCAGCUAAUUCUCAACUUUCUCAAUAAGCUAUAGUUGAAUUAACAGUUAUAGAAAUGUUUUUGUUUGCUGCUAGCUUUUUGAUAGGUUUCUUCUUCUCUUAGGUUUUUCUGUAUUU
Messenger RNA from Striga asiatica, 1194 nucleotides. Lineage: Eukaryota; Viridiplantae; Streptophyta; Magnoliopsida; Lamiales; Orobanchaceae. The record is from the annotation of a GenBank genome assembly.